Messenger RNA from Lineus longissimus, 3834 nucleotides. Its product is annotated as pre-mRNA 3' end processing protein WDR33-like. Lineage: Eukaryota; Metazoa; Nemertea; Pilidiophora; Heteronemertea; Lineidae. Gene Ontology annotation, molecular function: protein binding. Gene Ontology annotation, cellular component: mRNA cleavage and polyadenylation specificity factor complex. The record is from RefSeq and is a predicted model, not a curated record. The transcript is spliced from 15 exons. Bases 133 to 3105 code for a protein of 990 amino acids.
GGCGGCCAACUCUUCCAAAUGAGUUGUUUUUCUAGCUAUUAUUUUCUUCUUUUCAGCAACUAAUAAAGAUAAAAUACAAUUUAUCCAAUGUUAAGAACAUACAAAAGGACCUAGAGAAUUAAGGCAACGACGAUGGACCACUACCAGCCCCCCCAGAGGUUCUUUCAUAUGCCUAAGUUUGAGCAGAAUGCUGCCCUCCAGACGCGACCAUGGCAUGGAAAUAUCCAUCGCCCUUCAUUCAAGCCCCAUAUGCAUGGGCAGGCCCACAACCAGUCCCAGCAGCUGUUGACUGGCCAAGGGGCAAAUUUCAACGGCAAGCAAAUAAGGAAGUCCAUACAUAGAAGGACAGUUGAUUAUAAUGCAGCUUGUGUUAAACAUCUUGAGAAUCGUAUUUGGCAGAGGGACUAUCGGGACAUGCGAGUUCUGGCACCAGAUUAUAUCUAUUACCCAGAGAUGGUGCCUCCACUUGGCUUGAAUCACAAUCCCAUGAACAGCAUAACCAGCAAACAUAUCAGGACAUCCAUGAACAAACUCAGAUGCCCGAUAUUCUCCCUAUGCUGGACACCGGAGGGGAGAAGACUGGUAACGGGUGCAUCCAGUGGGGAGUUCACUUUAUGGAACGGUUUGACCUUCAACUUUGAGACGAUAUUACAGGCUCACGAUGCACCAGUCCGUACAAUGGGAUGGAGUCACAAUGACCAGUGGAUGUUAACGGCUGAUAACUCGGGCUUCAUUAAAUACUGGCAGUCGAAUAUGAACAAUGUUAAGAUGUUCCAAGCCCAUAAAGAGGCGGUGAGAGAUCUAAGUUUUUGCCCUUCCGAUACGAAAUUCACCACCUGUUCCGACGACGGUACGGUUCGAAUAUGGGAUUUUAUGAAAUGCACGGAAGAGAGGAUUCUACGAGGCCAUGGCUCUGAUGUCAAGUGUGUGGACUGGCAUCCACAGAAGGCCCUCAUCAUCUCUGGAAGCAAGGACAGUCAGCAACCAAUCAAACUCUGGGAUCCAAGAACAGGAACGGGCUUGGCUACACUGCACGCCCACAAAAACACUUGUCUUGACGUCAAGUGGAACCAGAAUGGUAACUGGUUCCUGACAGCGUCACGUGAUCACCUCCUCAAAGUGUUCGACGUCCGCAACAUCAAAGAAGAAGUACAAGCAUUCAAGGGCCACAAACAGGGCGUGAUAUGUGGGGCCUGGCAUCCGUUACAUGAGACGUUGUUCUGCAGCGGUGGUUAUGAUGGGGCCAUCAUGUUCUGGAAUGUUGGUAUUGAGAAGGAAGUUGGUGUGAUUGAAAAUGCUCAUGAAGCUAUGAUAUGGAAGUUAGCCUGGCAUCCACUUGGCCAUACACUGGCAUCAGGGUCAAACGACCACACUACGAAAUUCUGGACGCGUAAUCGGCCCGGUGAUAAGAUGAGAGAUCGCUACAAUCUGAACACUCUACCUGUUGGCCUCGAAGAUGGAGAUGGAGAGGAGGUACCAGAUUCCGUGAUUCCUGGGAUGGGAAUGGAACCGAUUCCUCCGGUAGAGGAAGAGAAGCCUAAGGAACCAGAAGGCCCCAGCAUCCCUGGCCUGGAUUGGUCUGAGGAAGAUCACCAGCUGCUUGUCAUCCAGGAACGCCAAGAGAAGCUCAAUAUGCUGAAGCGAAAGAAGAUCCCGUAUGCCAAACCUGUCCCCAGGGAUUUCCAAGAUGCUUGGGAUAGUGGUGAGGUUGCAGCAGAAGAGCAGGUUGAAAUCACACGAGAGUCACAGAAGGAUGAGAAAAAGGAUAAGGAGAGAGAUCGAGACAGAGACAGAAAGGACCGGGGCCGUGAUAGAGAUAAAAAUAGAGAUAGGGAUCGAGAUCGUGACAGGAACAAAGAUCGAAAAAGAGAUGGAGGUGAUCGAGAUGGUGACCGGGAUCGUCAUCGAGAUCGAGAUAGGAAAAGAAGCCGUGCUAGAAAUAGAGAUAACGAAAGGGACCUAAAAGACGAGAUGAGAGAAGCAGCUGAAGUAACCAAGAACAGUUCUGGCGUGCCUUCCCUCAUGGACAUGAAAACAACACCAACUCCUUCCCUGUUUGCCCAGACACCUUCUGAUCAGACUGGCUUGGUUGGACAGAAUAUCAUUAUGAGGCCCCCACAGCAAGAAGGCAUGGUGACACCUCUGAUGUCUGGCGGCCUGGGACGAGCCCCACAACAGAGCUUCGUUGAAGCCGGCCUCAAGGAAUUGAGGCAAACUACAGAACAUCCUUUGGACACAGACGACCGAGUCAUCCCAAUGUUUGCUGGUGAUGAGGAUUUACGUGGUGGGAAAGAAGUGUUUGAUGAUUUUGGCCAUUUCGGCAGGUCGCAGGAUUUCGAUGGAUGGAGUAAACAGACAGAGUUCGGUGAGACAGAAAAUCGGUUUUUGAAGAAAAUGAAUAUGGGAGACUUGGACGACAGGUCAUCUGGAGCUACGUUUGGAAAUAAUCGGUUCAGUCAAAAUAAUCGUGGCGGACGAGGAUUCAAUAAUGGGCGAGGUAAAAAUGACAGAAAUAUGGAUAGUGACUUGAGAGAAAGUCGCGACAGUGAUUUUCGACGGGGUUCUGAUACUUCUGGAAAUUGGAGUCGUGAGAACCGUUUGGGUAAUCGCGAUGAUGAUCAGAUGCCACGAUGGUCUGAGAGCAGUGUGGCUUCUGAUCUUGACUUGAGAGGCAACAGGGACAGUGGGUCGCGCGACAGGGAUGACAGGUUCGCACAAAAUGACAAUCGCGGUAUGAAAAGGUCGUGGGACUCUGGCCCUGGUGAUUCGAUGGGUCAAGGGUCACAGGAAGAUACAGGUGACUUUGAUUUACGGCGGUCCAGCUUCCAAGAAUCAAAAGAUGAGGAUCGCAGGGGACGAGGUGGUCGGGGGCGUGGGCGUGGGCGUGGGCGUGGUGGUCGUGGCAGUUCACGUGGAGAUCGAGGUAGUUCUCGCGGUGGAUCCCGGGGGGGUUUCAAUGAUAAGAAGGACUGGAGCAAAGGUUCAGAUCAAGAUGAUAGGAGUUCAGAGCGAGGUCGUGGACGUGGCAGAGGUGACCGAGGUGGGCGUGGCAGGGGCAGGGGCAGAGGUGACCCGCGGAAAAGUCGGGGUGGCCAGGGGAAAUAGAUAGAUUGGCACCUUUAAAUUUCACCUCAUGUAUUGUGGCACUGCACAUGGUCGGACACACGGCAUGUUGUUGUUGGAGUCGAAAUGCUGUCACUGGAGCCGAAUAUGAGUUCAGCCAAAUAUUUUGCACCUUAGUUUGACUGUUUGAUGAAACUCAUUGUUGAAUUUCACUUUAAGUGGCAGAGGUAGCAGUUCUUGGGAACAAUAAAACUUGUCCAAGAGUUUACUCCGCUCUCAAUUGGAAAAAAAAGUCAAGUAUAUGAGAAUAGUGUUGUAAAUAUUGCUUGAUGAAGACCUACUGUGAAGGUUGCAAUUCGUGGCCGUCUUGUGAAAUCAGAAAGCCUAGAUUUUGAAAAUCUAAGUGUUCUCUGAUAGCACGGCCGCCACUAAUAUAUACGAAAUGCAACUUUUACAGUAUAAUAGUCUGGGCAUUUGACUGUAAAUGUAGUGUGUAUAGUGUAAUGUUACGUUGUUCCAAUCAUGUAACUGUCUAUGAUACAUGAUGAAGGGACUCAGUAUAUCAAAAUACGCUGAAUCUAACAAGACCAAUGUUUGAUUACUCACCUGACCCUUUCUCCCUCCUCAAAGACUGAACUGGGUAUAAAGCUUUCCUCUCAACUUUUUGGGAUUCUAGGACAUCUUUUAUCAUGAAACUACUCUACCUGGUGCCGUCUCUGUGACAGCAAACAUUUCUAUAUUCCUAGAAUAAAGCAAAUUGGGGAUUUAAAA